UUAUGGGCAAAUAUUAAUGAAGUAUUUACAAAAUUUAUUGGGGGGAUUUGAUGGAGCAAUGAGACAUGCUAAAUGUUUAUUAUUUAUUGGGAAAAUAUUUGAGUAUAAUUUACAACAAAAUAUGUUUUAUAAAAUGGUUGAAGAAAAAAUAUUUAAUAAUUAUGAAGGAGGAAAUUAUUGUUUAAUUAUGGAAAGGCCUAUAUUCGUUGAACAAUGCUUAUUUAAAUUUACAAACUAA
Molecule: messenger RNA, 238 nt
Organism: Meloidogyne enterolobii
Lineage: Eukaryota; Metazoa; Nematoda; Chromadorea; Rhabditida; Meloidogynidae
Source: the annotation of a GenBank genome assembly